AUGUCCAAGCAAGAGCCUGCGGAUCAGGUCAAGUUCCUUGUGUCCUGCAUCGGACAUACCAGCAACGGUCGACCCGACUUCCAGGCUGUUGCUGAGGAGCUCAGCAUCGUUUCCAAGGCCGCUGCUCAGAAGCGAUACGAGCGAAUGCUCAAGGCCCACGGCAUCAGCCGUCCUGGUGCUCUCGCCAACGGCAAUGGGGCCGACUCUGCCCCCUCAACUCCCAAGCGCAAGGCCAAGGCCGAGGGCGCCGGAAGUGCCAAGAAGCGAGCCACUCCUCGCAAGGCCAAGAAGGAGGAGUCUGAAGAUGAUGAAGACGUGAAGCCCAAGACCCCUACCAGCAAGAGCAAGGUCAAGAAAGAAGAGGAGAAGGAAUCGGCUGAUUCUACUGGCUCGCUCUCUGAUGCGCCCGCUUCCGAUGGUUCCUAA
Messenger RNA from Fusarium mangiferae, 426 nucleotides. RefSeq lists its product as uncharacterized. The record is from RefSeq and is a predicted model, not a curated record. NCBI's taxonomy places the organism in Eukaryota, Fungi, Ascomycota, Sordariomycetes, Hypocreales, Nectriaceae. The transcript is spliced from 4 exons. The coding region runs from base 1 to 426 and encodes 141 amino acids.